Mizuhopecten yessoensis (Yesso scallop) is the source of this 3917-nucleotide messenger RNA. RefSeq names its product MAM and LDL-receptor class A domain-containing protein 1-like. The record is from RefSeq and is a predicted model, not a curated record. Bases 28 to 3699 code for a protein of 1223 amino acids. The transcript is spliced from 31 exons. Gene Ontology annotation, cellular component: membrane. Gene Ontology annotation, molecular function: calcium ion binding. Lineage: Eukaryota; Metazoa; Mollusca; Bivalvia; Pectinida; Pectinidae.
UGAUUAUAAUUAGUUCAAGGGACAAAGAUGUCGGUUGUCCGAGUUCUCUGUUUCGUUGCAGUAUUGCAUUGUAUGUCUGCAUCUGUCCUCCAUCACGAUUUUCAAAAACUGGGUGGACCAUGCCCAGCCGCACAGGACCCAUGUUUGAACGGCGGCAUCUGUACAGUGACUGGGUCUGUGACCAGCUGUGCCUGUGUGGGUGGAUUCAAUGGACUAUUCUGUGAUGCUGGCCCUACUCCGGCUCCUACGGCACCACCAACAGGUACUACAUUUAGGUGCACAUUUGAAUAUGGUGCUGAUCCAUGUUUUCUGAGUCAGGAAACCUUGGACACUUUUGAUUGGACUUUUUCAAAGAAUGUUGCGGCCUCUUAUAGGUACGGCACGGGGCCGAACAGUGCUAGUGAGGGAACAAGCUAUGCAUUCAUCUAUGCAUCUACAUCUACUCCCAGGAGUCACGGAGCUGAUGCCAUUCUUAUUUCUAGUAUCCUGCCAAUGGAGGAUUUAUGUCUAACCUUUGACUACCACAUGUAUGGAUACCAUAUGGGGAGCCUCAGCGUCCUAAUCAACGACGUCAGUUCUGCUGCUUUAAACCCCACCAUGAGAGUCUUGUGGACUAAGAGUGGUGACAAGGGAGAUAUAUGGCAUAACGCUGUAAUCCAGAUCCCUGCAACACCAUCUCUAAGGGUUUCCUUUGAGGGCAUUGUAGGUGGAUUCACAUCUGAUGCCGCAAUUGACAAUGUUGUUCUUGGACCAGGAUAUUGUGGCUGCUCUCCAUCCCCAUGUCAAAAUGGUGGAACCUGCUCUGAGGAUGCACUGGGACAGAUAAGUUGCACCUGCAUCCCCGAUUUUACUGGAGGAUUGUGCGAAACCUUAGGUGGAAGCCUCCAUUGUUCUUUCGAAGACUGCGCCCACUGUUUCCUGCAUCAAGACCAGCAUGAUGACUUUGAUUGGUCUAUCAUAAGUGGUAGUAGUACCCCUUGCCUUGAUACGGGGCCAUCAUCGGCAUUUGAAGGAAACAAGUACGCUUUCAUUGAAGCCACCGGUCCUAGAAUACAAUAUGAAAUUGCAGAGUUUUACGUGGAUUUGGGUACCAAUUCUGCUCAGCGCUGUCUUUCCUUUGCCUAUCACAUGUAUGGAAUCCACAUUGGCAGUCUGAAGAUUUCUCACUUGGAUGGUCAGCAGGUUGUGACAUUAUGGUCACAAGCUGGAAACCAGGGAAACAACUGGGAGACAGCAUCUGUGCAAAUCCCUGCUAUGAACAAUGGACAGAUCUACAUCACUGGAGUCCAUGGAGAUGGUUGGAGCGGUGACAUUGCUAUUGACGACGUGGAACUGAAAACAGGAACAUGUGGAUGCCUUGCAAUGCCUUGCAGGAAUGGUGGAACUUGUACCAAUGACAAUGCUGUAGGAUUCGUCUGCACCUGUGUUGCAGGAUUCACGGGCGUAAUGUGUGAAAGCCCAGAUGGGAGUAUUCCUGUGACCUGCACAUUUGAAGAUGGAGCCUCCUGUUUUCUGGAGCAGAUCAAAGCUGGGUUGGACAUGUUUGAUUGGACUAUAAAUCAGGGUAGCACCCCCAGCGUUGAUACGGGGCCAUCAUCGGCAUUUGAAGGAAACAAGUACGCUUUCAUUGAUGCCUCCUCAUUUGAUGCCUCCGGUUCUAGAAUACGAUAUGCAGAUAUUGCACAGUUUUACGUGGAUUUGGGUACCAAUUCUGCUCAGCGCUGUCUGUCCUUUGCCUAUCACAUGUAUGGAAGCGACAUUGGCAUUCUGAAGAUUUCUCACUUGGAUGGUCAGCAGGUUAUGACAUUGUGGUCACGAGCUGGAAAGCAGGGAAACCACUGGGAGACGGCAUCUGUGCAAAUCCCUGCUAUGAACAAUGGACAGAUCUACAUCACUGGAGUCCGAGGAGAUGGUUGGAGCGGUGACAUUGCUAUUGAUGACGUGGAACUGAAAACAGGAACAUGUGGAUGCCUUGCAAUGCCUUGCAGGAAUGGUGGAACUUGUACCAAUGACAACAAUGCUGUAGGAUUCGUCUGCACCUGUGUUGCAGGAUUCACGGGCAUAAUGUGUGAAAGCCCAGAUGGGAGUAUUCCUGUGACCUGCACAUUUGAAGAUGGAGCCUCCUGUUUUCUGGAGCAGAUCGAAGCUGGGGUGGACAUGUUUGAUUGGACUAUAAAUCAGGGUAGCACCUCUAGCCCUGUUACGGGGCCAUCAUCAGCAUUUGAAGGAAACAAGUACGCUUUCAUUGAUGCCUCCGGUCCUAGGAUAGAAUAUGAUAUUGCACAGUUUUACGUGGAUUUGGGUACCAAUUCUGCUCAGUGCUGUCUGUCCUUUGCCUAUCACAUGUAUGGAUUCCACAUUGGCAGUCUUGAGAUUUCUCACUUGGACAGUCAGCAGGUUAUGACAUUGUGGUCAAGAGCUGGAAAGCAGGGAAACAACUGGGAGACGGCAUCUGUGCAAAUCCCUGCUAUGAACAAUGGACAGAUCUACAUCACUGGAGUCCGAGGAGAUGGUUCGAGCGGUGACAUUGCUAUUGACGACGUGGAACUGAAAACAGGAACAUGUGGAUGCUCUGCAAUGCCUUGCAGGAAUGGUGGAACUUGUACCAAUGACAAUGCUGUAGGAUUCGUCUGCACCUGUGUUGCAGGAUUCACGGGCGUAAUGUGUGAAAGCCCAGAUGGGAGUAUUCCUGUGACCUGCACAUUUGAAGAUGGAGCCUCCUGUUUUCUGGAGCAGGUCAAACCAAAAGUGGACACUUUUGAUUGGACUAUAAAGCAGGGCUACAGUAGUAGCACCCCUAGCCCUGGAUCAUGGUACGAUGAUACAUGGCCAUUCCCUAUCCAUGAUACGGGGCCAUCAUCGGCAUUUGAAGGAAACAAGUACGCUUUCAUUGAAGCCACCGGUCCUAGAAUACAAUAUGAAAUUGCAGAGUUUUACGUGGAUUUGGGUACCAAUUCUGCUCAGUGCUGUCUGUCCUUUGCCUAUCACAUGUAUGGAAGCGACAUUGGUAGUCUUGAGAUUUCUCACUUGGAUGGCCAGCAGGUUAUGACAUUGUGGUCAAGAGCUGGAAACCAGGGAAACAACUGGGAGACGGCAUCUGUGCGAAUUCCUGCUAUGAACAAUGGACAGAUCUACAUCACUGGAGUCCGAGGAGAUGGUUCGAGCGGUGACAUUGCUAUUGAUGACGUGGAGCUGAAAACAGGAACAUGUGGGAGUGUUCCUGGGACCUGCACAUUUGAAGAUGGAGCCUACUGUUUUCUGGAGCAGGUCAAUGCUGCAGUGGACAGUUUUGAUUGGACUAUAAAUCAGGGAGGCACCCCAAGCUCAAACACUGGACCAGAUAAUGCCCACACUGGAUCAAAAUAUGCAUUUAUCGAAGCUUCCUCCCCUAGAAUUAGUGGAGAUAAUGCAAUCCUCAGCUCUGAGCAGACUACUUUCCUACCCAUGAAUCGAUGCCUGCAGUUUUACUUUCACAUGAAGGGUAAUUCAAUUGGGGAUCUAAUUGUGCUGUCCGGCGAGCGAGGUUCUGAAACAACGGUCUGGAGCUUGUCGGGUGCACAAGGAAACGAUUGGGUGUACACUGAAGUCAGCUUGCCAACAGCAGCUGAUCUUGUGAUUGCGAUUGAGGGUGUGCGAGGGAGCGACUGGAGGGGAGACAUUGCUAUAGACGAUCUGGAGCUUAAUGCCGGACUUUGUUGAUGACUUUGUUCCUUUAGAGGAUGGAUAAAGGAAAUCCAAAUGGAAAUGGAAAUGCUGACAUUAUAUUCAUAUCUAUAUAUAUAUAAUGCUUAAGUGCUGUUUUUAAUUUUUUUAAAUAAGUCCUGUUAAUGUUGAUCAAACAGGUUUGUUAUUCACUGCCUUAAUAUUGUUAAGAUAUUUUAAAGAGUAAAGACAAGGUCAUUUUAUUCUGUUAAAAA